GGGAUGCUUGAGACGAAGAUGGCGUUUUUGUGUAUUUGCUAAUGUUCUACCGCCUAUGUUGCUAAUGCUAUUUGCUGUUAGCGUUGGCUGAAAGACGAUACAAAAGCGACUAAGACGACUUUUGAGUCUCCUGGGCUUCUGACUCCCUGGAGGAUACUUUGGCAGUGCCGGUGGUCUGCACGGGGUUCUCAGGAGGAUGAAGGUAGUCAACCUCAAACAGGCCAUUCUGCUGGCGUGGAAGGAGCGUUGGAGUGACUACCAAUGGGCCAUCAACAUUAAGAAGAACUUCCCCAAAGGAGCCAAAUGGGACUACCUCAACCUGGCAGAGGCUCUGCUGGAGCAGGCCAUGAUUGGCCCAUCGCCCAACCCGCUGAUUCUGUCCUAUCUGAAGUAUGCCAUCAGUUCCCAGAUGGUGUCAUAUUCCAGUGUGCUGACGGCAGUAAGUAAGUUUGACGACUUCUCCCGGGAGCUGUGCGUCAAGUCCCUGCUGGAAAUAAUGGACAUGUUCUCCCAUCAGCUCAGCUGCCACGGGAAGGCGGAGGAGUGCAUGGGGCUGUGCCGUGCCCUGCUGGGCGUGGCCGUCUGGCUGCUGCAGGGCUGUGCCUGGUACUGCAAGCGGCUGCGGGAGCAAGGCGAGGCCGCGGGGGAGGCCAGCCUCAGGGCCUGCCAGGAGCGCCUGGAGAGCCUGCUGCUCAGCACCAAGAACAGGGCCCUCAUCCACAUCGCCCGUCUGGAGGAGCAGACUUCCUGGUCCAGUGUCGAGCAAGCUUUGUCUCGAGUGUCAGAGAACCUCAGCGGGCUGUCCAAUCAGACACUCAGAAGCAAGCUGGAGGAAUGCCUGUCAUUGGUGAAGAGUAUCCCCCAGAUGUUGACAGUGCAGCCUGACCCUCCUUUGCACACCUCGUUCCCUUCAGUCCACGCCUUCAUCGUGCUGGAAGGCACCAUGAACCUGACGGGCGAGACGCAGCCCUUGGUUGAACAGCUGAUGAUGAUCAAAAGGAUGCAGCGCAUCCCAGCCCCCCUGUUUGUGCUGGAGAUCUGGAAAGCCUGCUUCACCGGCCUAAUCGAGUCCCCCGAGGGCACGGAGGAGCUCAAAUGGACUGCGUUCACCUUCCUUAAGAUUCCCCAAGUCCUUCUAAGACUGAAGAAGUAUCCUCAGGGAGAGAAGGUACAGGACUUCAUGGAGGACGUGAAUGUGGCCUUUGAGUUCCUUCUCAAACUCACACCUCUGCUGGACAAAGCUGACCAGAGGUGCAACUGCGACUGUCUCAGCCUGCUGCUCCAGGAGUGCAAUAAGCUGGGAUUGCUGUCAGACUCCAACACCACCAAUCUCACAGCGAAACGGGAGUACGCCCCACGUCUGAAAACAGCAGAAAACGCAAACAUUCAGCCCAACCCGGGCCUCAUCCUGCGGGCGGAGCCCACGGUGACCAACAUCCUGAAGACCGUGGACGCAGAUCACUCCAAGUCUCCGGAGGGGCUGCUGGGAGUUCUGGGACACAUGCUCUCCGGGAAGAGCCUGGACCUGCUGUUGGCGGCUGCUGCGGCCACCGGGAAGCUCAAGUCCUUCGCCAGGAAAUUCAUCAAGCUCAACGAGUUUCCUAAGCACAUCAGCGGUGAAGGAUCUAAGUCGGCCUCAGUGCGGGCCCUGCUGUUUGACAUAUCCUUCCUGAUGCUCUGCCACGUGGUGCAGACCUACGGAUCAGAGGUGAUCCUGUCUGAUCCUAGCCCCUCUGGGGAGACCCCGUUCUUCGAAACCUGGCUACAGACCUGCAUGCCGGAGGAGGGGAAGACCCUGAACCCGGACCACCCCUGCUUUAGGCCAGAGUCCGGGAAGGUGGAGAGCCUGGUGGCCCUGCUCAACAACUCCUCUGAAAUGAAGCUUGUUCAGAUGAAGUGGCAUGAGAUUUGCCUUAGCACACCGGCGGCCAUCUUGGAGGUGCUGAACGCCUGGGAGAACGGGGUACUUUCGGUGGAGUCAGUGCAGAAAAUCACAGACAACAUCAAGGGGAAGGUGUGCAGCAUGGCCAUCUGCGCCGUGGCCUGGCUGGUGGCCCACGUCCGCAUGCUGGGCCUGGACGAGCGGGACAAGCCCCAAACCAUGAUCCGCCAGCUCAUGACCCCACUGUACGGGGAGAACACGCUGCAGUUCUACAACGAACGGGUGGUGAUCAUGAGUUCCAUCCUGGAGCACAUGUGCGCGGACGUCUUCCAGCAGACGGGCGUGGCGCUGCGGCCCCCGGUGGAGGGCCAGGAGCCCGUGCCUUACCGGAACCUGCUGCCGGCCCGCGAACCCAUCCGGGAGGCGCUGGGGAAGCAGUUCAGGGCGGUGCUGCGGAAGGGCUGGGUGGACAGCCGCGCCCUUCACCUCUUCGAGAGCCUGCUGCACAUGGGCGGGGUCUUCUGGUUCACCAACAACCUUGUCAAGGAGCUGCUGAAGGAGACGCGUCAGGAGUGGGCGAUGCGGGCGGUGGAGUUGCUCUACAGCAUAUUCUGCCUGGACACCCAGCAGAUCACCCUCACCCUGCUGGGCCACAUCCUGCCCAACCUGCUGACCGACUCGGCGCACUGGCACAGCCUGGCCGACCCGCCGGGCAAAGCCCUGGCCAAGCUGUCCGUGUGGUGCGCUCUCAGCUCCUAUUCCUCCCACCACAAGGGGCAGGCUUCCGCCCGCCAGCGCAAGAGGCAGCGAGAGGACAUCGAGGAUUACAGCAGCUUGUUCCCAUUGGACGAUACACAGCCAUCCAAGCUAAUGCGACUCCUAAGCUCCAAUGAGGAUGAGCCGGUCGUCCUCUCCAGCCCAGGUGACCGGACCAUGAGUAGUUCCCUGUCCGCCUCCCAGCUUCACACCGUCAACAUGAGAGACCCUCUCAACAGAGUCCUGGCAAACCUGUUCCUGUUGAUCUCCUCCAUCCUGGGCUCGAAGACCGCCGGCCCACACACGCAGUUUGUCCAGAGCUUCAUGGAGGAGUGUGUGGAGUGCCUGGAGCAGGGGACCCGCGGCAGCAUUCUGCAGUUCAUGCCUUUCACCAUGGUGUCGGAGCUGGUGAAGCUGCCUGCCCUGGCCAAACCAAAAGUGGUCCUGGCCAUAACUGACCUAACGCUGCCGCUGGGAAGAAGGGUGGCAGCCAAGGCCAUCGCCGCCCUGUAGAGCCCAGUGACAGCUUCUCGAUUUCCUCAAGCAACCCCUGUUCCUGUCACAAGGUCAUCCUCUGCAAAUUCAGAAGCGGGUUAGAAGCAGAGCUCCACUCGACUCCCUGCCAUUGUCUCAAUAGUUACGUGCUGAUUUUUUCCAUUAUUGUGAACAAAGAACGUUGUACUUGUCAGUUUUUUUUAUUUAUUUUUUUAUAAAAAUUUUAUGGGAAUUAUGUGCUCUGGUAUCAUUUCCAAAGCGGCAUCCAAAAACUGGAGAAAGCUGUGUUUUUUUGGUUUGUUUCUUUAGUUUUGUUUAGUUUUUUUGUUUUUUUCACAAAGCAUAAUCAUACCGUAUCGCCACGAUGUCAUAAAAUGUAUUGGAGACAUAUCUAGGGUGGGGAAAAAAAACUCCAACUCAUUUAUUAUUUUCUCUUAGUGUGAAUUGAAGAGGGCUAUCCACAUGCACAAAACAAACAUCUUGAAUGAUUCCCUAGAAACGGUAUGAGGGGGUUAAUCUUUUACAAAUUUCUCCUCCUGACAGAACCUCAAAUAUUCUCUAAUAUACUUCAUCAAUCCCUUUCACAUGUAAAAACCUGAGCUCAGUUUGGGCAUGUUCAUGUGUCUGGGCAUGUACCUGUCUGACAUUCAUUAUAACUGGGAUACAAAUUCAAGCCUUAAGUAACAAAUAUGCUUAAUGUUAUAGCCGCUACAGUUAAAUAUGAGCAGGGCCUUAAAGUUCUGAAGUACAUAGAGUAUUAAAUUACAUGAAACGUUAUCCAGGGUUUCGUUUACCAAAUUCACUCCCUCUAUACCUCAGCUGAUACAGUGUAGCUGCCUCUCGGAAGAUGGCGGAGUUUGAGUUUGAUCAUUUAAAAGGAAAAGCCCUAAGAAUUGACACAUCUUCUUGCAACUAGCGGAGUACUUUGCAACCAACAAGAAAAUGGGACAUUCCCCAGGAAAUCAAUGCCACCAUAAAGCACAUGAGUAUUAUGGUACAAAUUAUAGUGUCAUUAAUUGAUUUUGCAGUUUUUGCUAGAAUUGUUUAAAUCCUCACUUUGGUAGUGGUUGUACUCGUUUUAGUAGCUGCAGUAUUAGUAAUAGUACUUUUUGCCUAGGCUGCAUUUUAGUCUGGUUUAUUCUCUUGCAUGCAUGUCACCCUCUAUAAGUUUAUGCCAUAAAACUUCAUACUUCUACUUACAAUACUUUUUGCAAAUCCAAUAUUUAGGGGUAUUUUCUCACUCACUGCUUUUGAACUCUUGACUGUUGAAGAGAUAUUCAAUGGGUGAGAAACUAUUUUAAAAAUAUUAUACUUAUAACUGUAUUUCUCCCAGCAGGCCUUGUCAUAUACUGGUCAGAAAUUGUCCCACAUUAAUUGACACCAGGCCUACUUCCAUUCUGGAUUAAAUCACAAUGACAAAUAAAAUCAUGGAGUUGAGGUAAAAUUAAGUUUAAGUAUUUGAAUAAAUGAAGGUCUGUACCAGUUGGCAUAAAACUUGCUAAGACUGUAUUUGAUCAUGAGUAUUGAGCAUACCGGGUAUAACCUCUGUAUUUAGCGUACCGGGUAUAACCUCUGUACCGACUACAAAGUCAGUGUGACCAAACACAUUUUCCUUAAAGCAUGAAAAAAAAAAACCCAUUACAAAUGCCACAUGAUGUCAAUUCUGUCACAGGAUGUGAUGCUGUUCUUACGGAGGUGAGAUCCAUGAAUGGAGCACGGGGCUGAGUUUCACCGCAGGAGCUAGCCUGAAGGUCAUGUGGCAGGUCAUAUGUCUGUGAUCCCAUGUGAUCUAUGAUGACAGGAACCCAACUGGAGGUUUCCAGAGAAUCUGGCAACAUUCACUUGCUGUAUAACCAAACUGUAUUGAACACGCAUUUGAACAUUUGCAUAUCACAGUAGCAUUUCCAAAUACUGUUAAAAAAUAAUUUGUGAAUAAAAUCUGAGGAAUUAUUUGUUUAAA
Molecule: messenger RNA, 5093 nt
Organism: Conger conger (European conger)
Lineage: Eukaryota; Metazoa; Chordata; Actinopteri; Anguilliformes; Congridae
Gene: med24
Product: mediator complex subunit 24
Exons: 26
Coding region: 197-3151 (984 amino acids)
Cellular component (GO): mediator complex
Molecular function (GO): transcription coregulator activity
Source: RefSeq, a predicted model, not a curated record